GUCGCAAUCAUCCCUCCGCUCGACCCGAGAGCUUUCAGUUGUGCAAUUUACUCAUUUUUCCACACUUCUCCGCAUUUUUCCAACAUUAUUUUAUGUAAAUAAUGGCAAUAAAGUAUGUCUGCGGUGAUUUCUUGGAGUUUCAAGAGUCUCUUAAGAAAAUGCGUGAGGUGGACGACAAAAUCAUCUAUGCGCUGAACACCAGCAUACCCACGGAGUCAUUUAAGGGUCAGGUGGAUGCCAAAGGAACGUGCGAAGGGCUCUUCCGGCAGCUUCAAGUGGCGCACAAUGAACGCGAACAGGCCAUCCGGAACUGUAUUGUCAUUGCUGCGGACAGGGUGAAGGUUCUGCGGGAAGAGCGCGAUGGAAACAGGGAUGAUGUGGGGAUAGAUAAGUCAUUUAAAGCGGAGCAGCGGAAGUUGCGGCUUCUGCAGUCUGAACUGAAUGUUGAGGAUAUUGUUAAGGAGAGAACUCAUAAGGCAUUUUCUGAGCGAUGUCGACUGUUCUUCAAGCCGGACUCCUUGUGAUGUUGAGGGAGAAGCUGAAAUCUCUUCCCAAAUUGGGAAGAGUGGUAGGAACUCCAUUGACUUUCAUAGAUUUCUUAGAUUUUUUCUAUUGCCAAUACAACAACUUGAUGAUG
Phlebotomus argentipes is the source of this 637-nucleotide messenger RNA. It is a transcript of the gene Ccdc58, whose product is annotated as protein MIX23. NCBI's taxonomy places the organism in Eukaryota, Metazoa, Arthropoda, Insecta, Diptera, Psychodidae. Bases 102 to 524 code for a protein of 140 amino acids. The record is from RefSeq and is a predicted model, not a curated record. Gene Ontology annotation, cellular component: mitochondrion; mitochondrial intermembrane space. The transcript is spliced from 3 exons.